Entamoeba invadens IP1 is the source of this 573-nucleotide messenger RNA. RefSeq lists its product as hypothetical. Lineage: Eukaryota; Evosea; Mastigamoebida; Endamoebidae. The coding region runs from base 1 to 573 and encodes 190 amino acids. The record is from RefSeq and is a predicted model, not a curated record. The transcript is spliced from 2 exons.
AUGGAUCCUGAACAACACGAAAUCCGAUUCACAUGCUAUUGUACUCUUUGUAAAAAGUCACAGUUUUUCUCCGUUGCCAAUCCAAAGAUGAAAACAACGCGUCUCUCUAUUCUUAUCUUACGUUCGUUGCAUUGUCUGAAUCCACAAAAAGACUUUUUUUCAUUGAAAACGGACAUAUACAACUUUAUCACAGACCACUGGAACUUACUCGGGAAGUUAAAGCUAUUCCAAUCAGUGAAUUGGAAGAAGAACAUACUCGAUGCAUUUAAUCAUUGUUCACAAAUUGAGAGCGGGUUAGAGUCGUCAAAGGGGAGAGGGUUUUAUCGCCUGAAAAAGGAGGACGAGCAAGAAGACAAAGCGACAAAAGUGGAGUUGUUACGGGAACUCUACGAGAAGUAUGACGAGCUUGAAGUGGAGGUGAGAAAGUCUCUUCAUAAGUUGUGUUUGUAUAACAUCAAAAAUGGUCUUCAGGAACUCGAGGGGAAACUUACACUUCUCGACGUCGUCGACAGACAGCUUGCUUUUACAAAACAUAUCGGAACAAUGAGGUGCGAGUUGUGCAAUUUGAGAUAA